UCAUUCAUCACUAUCGUCACGCUUCCAAAACUGGCAUGCGGAAAAGUUCUUUGCGAUAUUUGUUAGUUUCAUUUCGUGACUGGCACUUGACGCCUGCAAUUAUGAAGUUGCUCCCGAUAAUUGCAAUAAUUUAUCUAUUGUUUGCGGCGCAGGCUGCUGCUGGAAGCAAAAAAGAAAAAAGUAUCAAGUUAAGGACUAGUGCUAAAAAUAAAAAGCAAGGAAAAUCUGCGUCAUUGCGAAUGCCGUUGUUGCUUAAUAACAAUCCCUCAAAAAAUGUGUUGAACAGCGUCAGUUCAUCUAGUAAAUCCCAAAUGAAAUUGGAAGAGUUAGAUAAGACGCAACUUCUUAAUAUCAUCAAUAUAAUGGCCAUUUCCAACAACGACAUGCUGGCAAAAAUAACCAGCCAAAUAGACGCCCUGAGUAAAAUUCCAGCGAGGAAAAUUGCUUUUGAAGAUUUAACGAAAAAGGAGGAAAAGUUGCAGCAAAACCCGGCGUUUUCAGGAAUGUUCCCGGGAUCAAAUUCUCCCCCAAGAAUAAAUGAUGCACCUGUCUUACUGAAGCUCCCGACCACUAAUUUUGAGAAAAGUGGUUCUAGCAGCAGUAGUGAAUCGGAGAGCUCAAGCUCAAGCAGUAGUUCGGAAAGUUCCGAGUCCGAUGAAAGCAGUUCUUGGAAUUCAAGUCUUGAACGGCAAGACCGACCACCGGUUACAGUUAGCCAACUGGUAAACAGACCUCCUACUUCAAACAACCCUUCACUAGGUAGUGAAAACUCAUCCAGCAGCAGCUCAUCUUCAUGAAAGGUGUCAAUUGAAAUAUGUUAAUACGUUAAUUGUUCUUUAUGUUUGUUAUUGUUACAUUAAAUCUUUAUUUAUUUAAAUAAUGAGAGCAUGGA
Messenger RNA from Neocloeon triangulifer, 892 nucleotides. RefSeq names its product sericin-2-like. Bases 36 to 797 code for a protein of 253 amino acids. NCBI's taxonomy places the organism in Eukaryota, Metazoa, Arthropoda, Insecta, Ephemeroptera, Baetidae. The record is from RefSeq and is a predicted model, not a curated record. The transcript has 3 exons.